AUGCCAGGCCAGCGCCCUAUCCAUCCUGCACAACAUCACCAUGGGUGUGCUGCAACAUCACCAUGGGUGUGCUGCAACAUCACCAUGGGUGUGCUGCAACAUCACCAUGGGUGUGCUGCAACAUCACCAUGGGUGUGCUGCAACAUCACUGUGGCACCUGCGCCCGCCCACCCUCCCUAUCCCGCCUUUCUCUCCCCUCAACCCCCCAUCUACCUACAGACGUCCACGUCCGUGCUGCCUCUAGCCCUGCAACGUCUAUGCCAGGCGAGCGCCCUAUCCACCCUCCACAACAUCACAGUGGGUGUGCUGUGGCACCUGCGCCCGCACACACCCCCUCCUGCCUCUCGCGAAGCGGCCACAGCCACAGAAACCCCCCCGCCCGUGCCCUUCUCGGCGCUGCUGGUGCCGCCGCAGGGGGUGGCAGUGCGUGUGUCGCUGCCUGCAGGGGUGGUGGCAGAGGGGAAGCGAUUGCAGGUGCAGCAGGGAGAUGGGACGGAAGACUUUGGUAUUGCACCGGUGAAGCGCAAGUGUGGGGAGAGGGAGGAGGAGGAAUGGAGCCCUCUGAUGCUGCCCAUGGAGGUCUAUGUGCCCCGCUCUCUUGCCCGUGCCAUGUCGACUCAAAAGCAGGAGGAGGCCUUUGAGUCGACUCGAAAGCAGGACGAGUGGAGCCCUCUGAUGCUGCUCAUGGAGGUCUAUGCCCCCUGCUCUCUUGCCCGUGCCAUGGCAUCCACUGGCCCAUGUCGGUUGUACGACGAGACCAUGAGGCAUCCACCGGCCCAUGCCGGCGCUGCAGCCGGCAGCAACCAUCCCUUUAUACUCUACUCUGUGUGUGUGCGUGUCUCCCCUUUCCUCCCUCCAGGCAUCCACCGGCCCAUGCCGGCGCUGCAGCCGGCAGCAACCAUCCCUUUAUACUCUACUAUGUGUGUGUGCGUGUCUCCCCUUUCCUCCCUCCAGGCAUCCACCGGCCCAUGCCGGCUGUAUGACGAGACCAUGAGGUGCUAUCAGUCGCUGCAGCCGUCAGCAGCAGUGCAAGCGAUGGUGGAUGGAGAGGAUGUGGGGCGAGUGAGGGCCACAACGGGAGUGCUGCUGGAGGUGAGUCUGCUGGGGUGGGGGACCCCAAACAAUCUGGAGCCACGGGUGCUGCCGCAUCAUGCCCCAAUGCCAAGCUCCUCCCCACGUGCCUCCCUUCCUCCUUCUCCGCUCCCUUCCCUCUUUCCCCUCCGUUUCCUCUCGUAUUCCUCACUUCAGGACCCCAAGGUUUCAGGAGCCACUGCUGCUGCUGCAUCAUGCCCCAACGCCAAGCUCCUCCCCACGUGCCUCAUCCGCAAUCUCACCUCCCUCUUCCUCCGCCACCCUUCUCUCGAUUUCACUCUAGCCGCCGCCUCCCCUCCCCUGCCCGCCCGCUCCGUCGCCUCCGCCUUCCACCCCAACCGCGCCCCCCUGCUGCCCCACACUGCUGCAUGGCGGGUGGAGCACUGUGGGGACGGAGGGGCAGGGAGUGCGGACAUUGCCACAGCUUGCUACCAACGACUGGUAAGGCCCUUCCUCCAUUCCACCUUAACCGCGCCCCCCGCUGCUGCAUGGCGGGGGGGGCAAUGCAGGGAAGGAGGGAGUGCGGACAUUGCCACACCUUGCUACCAACGACUGGUAAGCGCCUGCCUCCAGGCUUCUGUCCACCCCAACCGCGCCCCCCGUCUGCCCCGCUGCAUGGCAGGCAGAGCACUGUGGGGACAGAGGGAGUGCAGAUAUCGCCACAGCUUGCAACCAAAGACUGCUAGCAGAGCUAUUCCUGCUUGCAGACGCCCCUUCACUCAUUUUCACGCACAAGUCGCCCGCCGUCUCCUUCGUUGUGGCGCGCGGGUCAACCCGGCAAUCCCAAGGUUAAGCAGAGGCACUCAAGCUCUCCCUCCUUCCUCUCCUUCCUUGCCUCCUUCCUCUCCUUCCUUGCCUCCUUCCUCUCCUUCCUUGCCUCCUUCCUCUCCUUCCUUGCCUCCUUCCUCUCCUUCCUUGCCCCCUUCCCCCCCACCGCAACCCCCUCCAGCUAGCAGAGCUUUUUCUGCUUGCAGACGCCCCUUCGCUCAUCUUCACUCACAAGUCGCCCGCCUUCUCAUUCGUUGUGGCGCGCGGGUCAACCCGGCAAUCCCAAGGUUAAGCAGAGGCACUCAAGCUCUCCCUCCUUCCUCUCCUUCCUUGCCUCCUUCCUCUCCUUCCUUGCCUCCUUCCUCUCCUUCCUUGCCUCCUUCCUCUCCUUCCUUGCCUCCUUCCUCUCCUUCCUUGCCUCCUUCCUCUCCUUCCUUGCCCCCUUCCCCCCCACCGCAACCCCCUCCAGCUAGCAGAGCUUUUUCUGCUUGCAGACGCCCCUUCGCUCAUCUUCACUCACAAGUCGCCCGCCUUCUCAUUCGUUGUGGCGCGCGGCUAGCAGAGCUUUUUCUGCUUGCAGACGCCCCUUCGCUCAUCUUCACUCACAAGUCACCCGCCUUCACAUUCGUUGUGGCGCGCGGGUCAACCCGGCAAUCCCGAGGGCUUGAGGGGGCGUUCAGAGUGGUGCAGCCGGCGCUGUGUGCUGCUGCGUGCCCCAAACCGCUGCUGGAGAAUAAAUUCGCCCAACACAUGAUUGUAGAUGAGUCCCUCAAGGUGCUCUACUGCGCGCUCCCCAAGGUGGGCAACACAAGCUGGAAGCUCUGGUUCCGCCUCAUGAAGCUUCGUGGAAACUACUCCGAGUUCCACUCUUUCAACAAGACCAGCUCUGACAACAACGCGGGUUCUUCUGCGAAUGGGACGGCCGCAGCAGAUGCUGGGGUUGGGGGAACAGCAGCAGCAGAAGGGACAGCAGCACCAGCAGCAGCAGCAGCAGCGUCAGAGCCAGCAGCAAUAAACAUAACGACCGAGGAUUUUAAGAUGAUUCACCUGCGUGGGCUGAACGGACUCACAGAACUCCCAGAUUUGCACGAGGAGGCGGCCAUCCGUUUCAUCACGCGGCGGGACGUGUUCCGAUUCACGUUCGUGCGCAACCCUCUCACGCGCGCCACGUCAGCGUUCCUCGACAAGUUUGUGCACGCGCGGAAUUUCACGAAUGAGGGCGAUGCGCGGCUGUACUGGGCGGACGCCAUGUUUGGGCAGACCAAGCAGCUCAAGAAGAUGUUAAAAGAGCACCCCACGAGUGAAUUCUCAUUUGCGGAGUAUCUGGUUCUUGUGGAGGAGGCUCUUAAGGGGGAUGCGGAUACGAUCGAGAAUCACAUUGACAAGCAGAUCGACCUCUGUGCGUUGGAUCGCGUGCAUUACGACUUUGUGGGUCGCUUCGAGAACAUGUCCGCUGACGUGGCAGCAGUGAUGCGUCAGCUCAACACGUCAGAUCUUGGGAUCUUCCAGAAGGGCAAGUCCCUCCAGCUCACAGGCGCGGACCAGCGUUCGGCACAGUUGUACGAUAAGGACUCAUUGGAGCGGGCGAAUCGGAUUUACAGCGACGACAUGAGCAUUCCCUUCAACGCCAUUCGCUACGACAUUCCCGAGGCCCUCAAGCAGGUGGCUGCUCGGGAAAACGGCACGCAAACACCGGCAACUGCAACCUCUAGAAAACUCCUAAUUCUCGAGUCUCCGCGUUGA
Messenger RNA from Closterium sp. Naga37s-1, 3603 nucleotides. Lineage: Eukaryota; Viridiplantae; Streptophyta; Zygnematophyceae; Desmidiales; Closteriaceae. The record is from the annotation of a GenBank genome assembly.